UUAUAAAUGGCCUCCCCGCACCCUGCUUGUGCGCGCUCCCCGGGAGCGAGCAGCACCGCGAUCCGGUGCCCGCUGUGUCCUCCGGACACAGUGAAACACCAAUCGUCGGAUGGGACCUCUGUACGAGGUCUCAAUCAUGUGAUCACUGGUUGGCCAAUCAGUGAUCACAUGAAUAGUAGCAAACGAGAUGUCACUUCCUGACAUCACUGCUUACUACUUGUGAAAUCUGUGAAUGAUCACAGAGGUCACAUGGUACAACGCUAUUCACAAUGGCUUGAACCAUGUGACAAGCUGUGACCAAUCACAGCUCAC
Molecule: messenger RNA, 312 nt
Organism: Staurois parvus
Lineage: Eukaryota; Metazoa; Chordata; Amphibia; Anura; Ranidae
Source: the annotation of a GenBank genome assembly